Molecule: messenger RNA, 2503 nt
Organism: Cajanus cajan (pigeon pea)
Lineage: Eukaryota; Viridiplantae; Streptophyta; Magnoliopsida; Fabales; Fabaceae
Source: RefSeq, a predicted model, not a curated record
UUCCGUUCUCUUUUCUUGAAAUUUCUAUCAAAAAGUGAAGGGUUUAUUCCAAGCCAAGACUGGGGCUAUCAGCUUCUCUGUUCAUGAAGUUCUGCUUGCUUGAGAAAAAACAUCAUGCUCAACAUAAUUCAGUGUUGGCUGUGUCAGCCAAAGGUAUGGAGAUACGUGUGUUUUGUUUCAUCUGUUGUUGGACUGCUAUGUUACGCUCUCAGUUCCUCUUUCAGUCAUUUAUUUGGAAAGUGGACCUUGUGGAAGAUACUACUUUAUAUUGUUUUCAGUUUCAUCAUUUCCCUUGCCGUCUUGUUUGCAAGGACAUGGGAGUGCUUCACUUCUUCCAGGUUAGAAGCUCACAUGGCCUUCUUGAUUUUGCUCAUGACUUCUGUGUACUCAUUUUUCUUGGACAAAGAAGUGAAAGGUAAACCAGAUGCAUAUAGCCUGAUUUCAUGUGUGGCAUUUUCUAUCAUGUCUUUAGGUUUGUCAAGACUGAGUCACUUUGGAUUUGAGGUCGAUCUCCUGUACUUUUUCAGUGGUGCUUUAAUAGUACAACUCAUGAAAAUAAAAUUAUGGUUAGUCAUUGUUGGAGGGAGUUUCAGUUAUUCUCUUAUCAUUCUGCGUUCCACUCUGGACCCUCGGUCAAGGAGUAGAUUUCAUAGAUUUCAAGACCAAGAUCAUGUAGUGGUUGAAAUUGGUUCGCAUUCACAAUCACGAGCAAUUAUUAUUGCCCCUGAUAAUCCUCAUCCACAACCAGUCACUGAUAUUGUUUGGCCUUCUCGAGGAAACAAUCAUAGUGCUUCUCAUGUGGAUUCUCCCCAAGAGGCUAAUGUCCCUCCAGGAAAUAGAGACAAUAAUAGUACCAUGGCAAAGUUCAUGCUUUCUAUAGAGGCGCUUCAGAAGGAGAACAAGAGUGUUAUUAGCACAAUUACCAAGCAUGUUGGUGAAUAUCUUAAAGCUAAUGUUCUUGAUGAGGACCAGACUUCAGUGCCGAAAUUGCAUCCUGACGACAACUUGUUGAUUGAUGUGUUGCCGCGGGGGAUUGUCAAAGAACUUCAUCAAAGCGUAAAGCAGAUGGCGUUAGAUGGGUUUAAGAAGGAAUGCUUACAAGUGUACACUAGUUGCCGAAGGGAGUUUCUGAAAGAGUGUCUAUCCACAUUUGGAUUGCAAUUUCUAGAUCUCAACACGGAGGACGUUGAUGACAAGAUGGAGAAGCUUGAGAGUUGGAUAAAAGCUUUAAACAUAGCUGCGAGGAUACUCUUUCCGAAUGAAAGGAAACUCUGCCAUCUUGUCUUUGAAGCCUAUAUUUCCUCUUGGGAGUUUGUUUUCAGAGAGAUAUGCACAGAGUUGGCGAUUAGUCUACUGAGCACCGCCCUAGCUUUAACAACUUGGAGCCAUUUAAUCCGCAACUCAUUGCAGGAACUGAUACAAGAGUUGGAAUCAUGUACAACACUCAGAAAUAAUGCAGUGGUCCUGAUUAGACAGAGAUUGUGCAUCUAUGAGGCGUUGGAAAAUGUAUCACCUGUACCGGGUGGCGGUAUUCAUCCGAUUACCCUUGAAGUGAUGUACUACAUUUAUUCUGUUUACAAGAAUAGGGAUAUUCGUAAACUUUGUCAAUGUUUAGAAGAAGGAAAGAUUUCAAAGCCUGUGUACGUGGCCAGGAUAACAGAGCUGUUUGGGAGAAAAAGAAGUUGGGAAGCCAAGUCCAAAAGUUACGAUAACUUUGAAGUAAGUUACUACAUGUAUUGUGUUUACAUAAAUAAGGAUAAUAAACUUAGCCAAGGUUUAGAAGAGGGAAAGCUUUCUUCACCUAUUUACAUGACCAAGAUGACAGAGCUUUUGGAGAACAGUUUGGAAGCCAACUCAAAAAAUUACAAUAACCCUACAUUGGGUUAUAUUUUCAUCAUGAACAAUAGGAGGUUCAUAGAACUAGAGGCAAAACUAUGUGGUUUGGAUCCUAUUUUUGACAAUGAUUGGCUCCAAAAGAACACAACAGAAUUCCAAAAAAACCUUGAACUCUAUAAGAGAAGCUCAUGGAAUAAGAUUUUGGACUUUUUGAAGCUGGACAUCAAUGAGUCAAAGCCUAAUGUUGCAGCUGAGUUGAUGAAACAAAAACUCCAUUGGUUCAAUGAACACUUUGAUGAGACUUGCAACGUGCAGUCUGCAUGGUCUGUCUGUGAUGAGGAGUUAAGGGAACAAAUAAUAAAAUCCAUAGAGAACAUCUUGUUGCCAGUAUAUGGAAACUUUCUUGGGAAGUUUCAGGAACUUCUUGGGAAGCACGCUUAUGAGUACAUUAAGUAUGGAGUGUUUGACGUUCAAGAUCGAGUCAACAAUUUGUUUCUUGUAAGGCAGUAGAUGAAUCUGAUGCUGGAAAAGAAGGAAAGUUUAUGUGAGUUUGUGUAUAUCUGGAAAGCAAAAAAUUAUUAUCAAAAACUUAGUUCCACAGGAUUUGUGCCCUUGUGCUGUAUACCACUGUAUUUUUUAACACAAAAUCACACGUGUUUCCUUUUUA